AUGGCGGCAGGAGGGGAGCUGAAGUCACAGCUGCAGAAGCAGCAGCCUCUGCCCGGCAGCAUGGAGGCUGCUGGGGACGCCAGGAGACGUCCCCCUCCUGAGGCCUGGGGACCCAGCACCAGCAGCCCUGCCUCCCCCCUCAUGGCCUGGAAGAGCAAGAAGAAGACGAAGCACAUCCGGUGGGCAGAUGAUGAUGAAGAAGACCAGAGCCAGACGAGGAGGCGAAGCAGCUGCAGGACGUGGGGUCCCUGCAAGAGCAGCCUGGCCUCCCCGCCCCGGAAGAGCAGAGCAGCCAAGGGCCACAGAAUCCACCUGCCGAGGGCCCGGGGCCCCCUGCGCCCAGCCCCAGCCGGAGCGGGGCGCCGGCCACGAGGCGGCUGCUGGGCCUGA
This is a messenger RNA of Podarcis lilfordi (Lilford's wall lizard), 390 nucleotides long. The record is from the annotation of a GenBank genome assembly. Lineage: Eukaryota; Metazoa; Chordata; Lepidosauria; Squamata; Lacertidae.